UGCGCUCAGUUUAAGUGCAGGGACCGAGCGCAUGGAAGGUAGAGGGCAGAAGUGCGUGUUUCCUCUCCUCCCCUUUACCUCCGUUCAUCUUCUCUUGCAGAUGACAGGCUGAACGCUCAGUGGAAACAGCAGGAUGAGUGUGUACCUGUGUGUGUGUGCCGUGCUCCAUCGGAGAGCCUCAUUCAACAUGCUGUAACAUCAGGCAAACUGGCUCCACAAGAGAGAAAGAGACACACAAAGAGAGCGUGCGGACUAAAAUGACCACCAGGCGGUGAGAAAUGAGCGUGUGUUGACUUUCUUCAUGAGGGCUGAGAGAUGACCAUGAACGGCCGCUGGUCCUUCAACACCCUGGCCAUCAUCUUUAUCCUGCUGUCCACCGCAGCUCUCUCUGCGCACUUCAGGGUGUGUGAGCCUUACUCCGACCACAAGGGGCGCUAUCACUUUGGUUUCCACUGCCCUCGACUCUCGGACAACAAGACCUACAUAUUCUGCUGUCACCAUAACAACACGGCCUUCAAGUACUGCUGCAACGAAACUGAAUUUCAGAGCGUGAUGCAGCUCAACCUCACCACCAACUCAGACGGCUUUGCCCACAAUAACUACACCGCUCUCAUCGGCGUGUGGAUUUAUGGCUUUUUCGUCAUGGUCCUCCUGGCUUUGGACUUCUUGUACUACUCGGCUAUGAACUACGAGUUGUGCCGGGUCUACCUGGAGAAAUGGGGGCUGGGAGGACGGUGGCUCAAACAGGCCAGGAGUCAAUGGCACAACGCGGCUCAGGAGGGCGAACACAACAUGGGACCGGGCCUGAGUCAGCACCACCACGCGAGGCACAGUUUGAGAGGAGAAGCACAGAGCCCUACGCUCUUGACCUUCCAGACCUCAACAGCCUGACACCCAGUUGGAUCCCAAGGAUGCGCUUAGUACGACAAAGGAGGAACGUCCAGGAAAUGGAGAUUUGAAUUCAGAGACUCUUUUCCUGGUCCCAUCUACAUUUAGGACACGGACUGCGCCGGCUACCUCCUGCAGCUCUGCUGGAUGGCAUUUUCUCCACAUGAAGACGCUGAUGCUGAGACUGACAGCUGCAAAUGAGUUUCUCUGCCCAAUCAGAGGAGGCUUGUUCAGCUGGAUCUACUUUUCGACAGCUGUUGAAGGACUUUAAUGAGACUGUUGUCUUUGAUGCCCACUACCUUGCCUUGUCAUUUCGGGAAGUUAGGACUUAGAUGCAGGGAAUAGGACUUUUCGUAAAAGAUAGAGAAGAGGCCGUCGUGUCCAUAAAUCUCUACAAUAUAUAGAUCACGUUUGCACUGCUCUGAAGCCGUUGGUUGGCUUUUCUUGAAGUAGCGAAAAAGUUUUUUUUUAUUUUAAUUUGUCCUAAUAGGACCAUCCGCAUCAGUUAAAACUGCAGUGAAUGUAAAAUAUUAGUUGCGGUCACAAUUACCGUUGUUCUGCGAGUUUUUGCGGGCAAAAUCCAGACAUUUUAGGGCAAAAUAUUAUGAGGGAGAAAUAGUUUUACAUCAAAUGUUGACCAACGGGUUGGUUUGGAAGCGUAUAAAUGUAAACUACAACAGACAAAGGACCUUUGUUUCUUGCGGAAAUUUCUCUACCGCUUUGGAUUAAACGCGAUUUGGAAUUUUCUAAUUCUGUUUAGAAGACAUGACGUCGCCAUUUUAGAAUACUUUGUAACUACUGAGAUUUCAGCCAGGGGUAAUAAUCAUUUAUACAUAAAGCAAUAGACAAUAAAGAAGACGGUAAGAGCCUGAAACUUGACUCAAUGGAGUUUAGAUCUGGAAGUCAUUUCAUUGUAGAAAUACAGCAACAUAUAUAUAUAUAUAUAUAUAUAUUUUUUUUUAUCCCUAUUGAACUUGUGCACUGAGUCGAAGCCAACUAGACAUAGGUAAACGUAGCCACUGUUAGGCUGUGAGUAUUCACCUGCAAUAACACACAGCGUUGUGCUGAGUCGUGUUGUGUAUAGAGGAGAACUUGUUGUGCUCUUGUUUAUCUAUUUAAGGUGAAACUAAUAGUUUUUCCCCUCGUGGAGGGAAGAGAGAUGUGUUAUGUUUUGGAGUAAUAAGUUAUAAAUUGCCUUACGGUAAAUCUGUAGUACAUGCCUAGCACCUUGUUCUGUGAUAGUGGUUGGUACCUCAGUUGAAGUGUGAUAUGGCCGUCCACCUGUUAAACUUCUCUCUGUUUUUAUGACGGGGUCCGUGGGUGGGAUGGGGGGGGCAGCGGAGUUGUAAUUGCACUUGUUAACUUUUUACUGUUACAAUCUGGGAGAAAUAAAGAUUUAUCUUUUGCAGUGUU
Puntigrus tetrazona (Sumatra barb) is the source of this 2301-nucleotide messenger RNA. It is a transcript of the gene shisal1a, whose product is annotated as shisa like 1a. The transcript has 5 exons. The record is from RefSeq and is a predicted model, not a curated record. Lineage: Eukaryota; Metazoa; Chordata; Actinopteri; Cypriniformes; Cyprinidae. Bases 316 to 891 code for a protein of 191 amino acids.